Coffea eugenioides is the source of this 1604-nucleotide messenger RNA. RefSeq lists its product as uncharacterized. The record is from RefSeq and is a predicted model, not a curated record. NCBI's taxonomy places the organism in Eukaryota, Viridiplantae, Streptophyta, Magnoliopsida, Gentianales, Rubiaceae. The transcript is spliced from 7 exons. Bases 19 to 1401 code for a protein of 460 amino acids.
UCUUUUCCAUCGCCUCUGAUGAACCUCCCUCUCCUGCACACCUCGUCUUUUUCUGCUACUUUAAAACGUUGUCGCAUCAAUGUCUACAAAUUCACCCCACCGAAAAUAAUCUCCCGCUCCGUUUCUUCACGCCGGCGCCACCACCGUCGUCGUCUCCUCAAACACCACCCGGACGCCGAUCACCGCUCUCCUCCAACGGUCAAUCAAAACCUCCAAAUUGUCCUAACCGUUGACCGACUUUCAAGCUCCAAACCAGUGACUUACAUAUCUGAACUCGUGGAUGCUUCUCAGUCGAAGCUCAGUCGGUUCAUUUAUGCCGCCGACGAUGCGUUUGAAAACCUUCGGACUCUUGUAACUGUGGAUGGAGCUACCAAACGAGUUGUUGUGUCGUGCCGGAGGUCGACGGUUCAUUUUCUAGGAUUUGUUUUGCUCUCAAGUUUGGUUAUUAUCUUUGUUUUUAGGGUUUUGAUUAAAUUGUUAAUUGGAAAUAGUGAUAGUUUUAGUGAAAAUAAUGGUGGAGUAAUUUAUAGAAGGGAUCGGAGUUUGGGUGGUAGAGAAGUUGCUGUAGCGAAAGUAGAUACAAAUUUUAGAAAAAACGAAAACAAAAAGAAGGGAAGUGAAAACAAUAUCUUAAUGCUGAUGUUGGAGAGCGAAAAUGAGAUAAAGAGGCCGUUUUGGGAAAGGAGGAAGAAGAGGUCGGCAGAGAAACUGCCUCAAUGGUGGCCGGUCUCCAGUCAAGGUCCCGGUUUGCUGGUGGAGAAUAAAGAGGAGUAUCAGAUGAUGGCUAACCGGUUAAUUCAAGCAAUCAUGGACAAAAGAAUCAGAGGGGAAGACAUUUCAAUGGAUGAUAUAGUCCAAUUGCGCCGUAUAUGCAGAAUAUCUGGUGUGAGGGUUUUGAUUGAGGUGGAGAAUGCCCGAGAUUCAAUUUAUCGUGCAUCAGUUGACUUUGUUUUGCAGUGCUGUGAAAGGAUAGAAAAUCAAUCGGCUUUCAUUAACAUUGAUGGUGAGGAUGUCCACCAUUUCAUUGCUGGGCUCGCUGAAAACAUCGGUCUUGAGAACAGUCGUGCGUCAAGAAUGGUGUCUGCAGCUGUGGCUGCACGUACUCGCUCCCGGUUCUUGCAGGCCUGGGCCCUGAAAAUACAAGGUAAUCAUUCUGAAGCAGUUGCUGAACUAUUAAAGAUAUGCCUCAUUCACAAGAUAUUUCCUCCUGAAGAGAGCUCGGCUGAGAUGGAAAUGGUUGCCCGAGGACUUGAAAAGCAGUUAAAUGUGGAUCAAAGAGAACUUUUGUUAAACAUGCUCAUUAGGACAUGUGGUGAAGGGACACGUAGAAGCAUGACUGAAGCUCUGGGUCUGAUACAACCACCUCAGAGUGAUGUUGAACAAGAAAAGAGGGUUUCUUAAGUUGCACAGGACAUUUUACAGCAGCUUCAAUCAAGCCUUGACGCUCGAAAAAUACAUAUUGUGUAUAUCAAUUAGUUAUUGUCUCCUCUUUGUUGCUUUAUUAAUAUUACAUUCCAUCAACAACUAUGAUGCAUACAUAUUUGACAAGCUUUUUAGCUCAAUUGAAGUCCAGUCUUAUGGAAUUCCAAGUUGCUCGCCUACUU